Daktulosphaira vitifoliae (grape phylloxera) is the source of this 1591-nucleotide messenger RNA. It is a transcript of the gene sand, whose product is annotated as TWiK family of potassium channels protein 7. Bases 229 to 1347 code for a protein of 372 amino acids. Gene Ontology annotation, biological process: stabilization of membrane potential; potassium ion transmembrane transport. Gene Ontology annotation, molecular function: potassium ion leak channel activity. The record is from RefSeq and is a predicted model, not a curated record. Gene Ontology annotation, cellular component: membrane. The transcript has 4 exons. NCBI's taxonomy places the organism in Eukaryota, Metazoa, Arthropoda, Insecta, Hemiptera, Phylloxeridae.
UUACAGUCGCUUUUCGAAACAGCCUAAUAUAUGCGGCGCACUGUGACGUCCUGUUGUUAUUAUUAUUUCAUUGACUGGUUUUUGUGAUAUUAUUUUAUUAUGACAUUAGAGUCUCGUCGACAGGAUCGCACGCGUCAAAUAACUAGACAACGGCAAUGAACGUAUUGCGUAACACCGUAACUGCAACCACGACAUCAAAAGUGAUAGCGACAAGUACCUCCGGUGCCGAUGGAGCGGAAACGCAGCGGCCGGCGGUACUACAACAGAAGGAAAAAGACCUGGACGCAGCAGUGCAAAGAUUACCUACGACAGUUCAUUGCGUUCCUGUUCAGCAACAUAGGGAUCAUAUGCUUGGUAGUAGGUUACACCAUAGCCGGCGCUUUCAUGUUUAUUUUCAUCGAAGGGACGUCGAGCAAUGCCAAAGCCAUCAUAGACCGAGUAAGCGCCAAUCGGUCAGGAACCGUCGCCCGUUUAUGGGAUCUAACUUGCUGCACAGAGUACUGCGAGGAGACCUGGCGAAAAGAGGUGCAGACUCACCUCCGAGCGUUUCAGAGCCACGUCAUCGAAGCAGUUCGCAACAGCUACGAAGGCGCCAACAAGGAAAUGACCCGUUGGUCGUUCUCCGGUUCUUUCCUCUACUCGCUGUCCGUCAUCACUACCAUCGGUUAUGGAAAUGUGACCCCUCGAACUCUUCUAGGCAAACUUGCCACAAUAUUAUACGCAAUCGUAGGAAUGCCUCUUUUUCUGUUAUACCUAUCGAACAUUGGAGACAUUCUGGCUAAGAGCUUCAAAUGGAUAUAUGCUAAGUGUUGUCUAUGUCGAGGUUGCAAAAAACGUCGAAAACGUAUGUUAGCAUUGCAACGGAAGGAACAGUGGAAAAUGGAUAUGCGAGAUUUCAAACUUAAUAUCGGUGUACUUACUGAGGGCGAGGAAAGUGACGACGAGGGCACCACUGAUGAAAGUUCCUCGUUAAGCUUCAACGAUACACAAGAGGUUACCGUGCCAAUUUCACUGUGCUUAACUAUUAUGGUUGGGUACAUAUCUGGAGGUGCAGUUUUAUUUGCUAAAUGGGAAGAUUGGGAAUUUUUUGAUGGGUCUUACUUCUGUUUUAUAUCUUUGAGUACUAUUGGUUUUGGUGACUUCGUGCCUGGUAGUAACAUAACUGGCCCUGGAACAGGAUCAGGUCCUAUACAAGGAGUUGAGCUCAGUUUUAUACUAUGUUCAAUGUAUCUAAUGUUGGGAAUGGCUUUAAUUGCCAUGUGUUUUAAUUUGAUGCAACAAGAUGUGGUAAUGAAAAUUAGAACAUGCACGGACAUACUAAGAAGAAUUACCCGGUGUAAAAACUAAGUUUAUUCAGAUUUUUCCGAAAAUCAAAAACAUCUUAAUUUAUUAAUUGAUAUAUUUAAAGAAUUAUUUGCUGUUUUUGAUAUGUUUUUGUAUAAAUCCACGAUAUUGUGUGUACAUAUGUUUGAUGAACAUUGGUUAAAUACAUGUAAUAUUGUAAAUUUUGUUAUUGUCCCAGUUUUUUUUUUCAAUGACAUUGUUCCCAAUUUUUUAUUAUAUUUUUUGAUUGUUUUGUGUAUAUAUAUAA